Molecule: messenger RNA, 3916 nt
Organism: Cladocopium goreaui
Lineage: Eukaryota; Dinophyceae; Suessiales; Symbiodiniaceae
Source: the annotation of a GenBank genome assembly
CACAGACCUAGCAGCUGCAUACCAAAUUUGGAGGAUUGCAGAACGGAGUACCAAAAAAUGUCCCCCAAGAUGCUUUGAUCGAGGCCCUUGGUCAGGCGUCACUGGCAAUGGAUGUCCAACGAGUCGGAUGAACCGUUCAAAGAGUAUCAGAAGUAUGUUCUCAAGCGUGUUUUUAGGGAUUUUGGUUUCAGCAUUCACCACGUGGAGAUCUUGGUCGAAGACGUUUGCCACACAACUGGAAUCACCUGCAAUGCCUAUGGGGAGGUAAUCGGUUUGGGCCCGGCUAGUGGGCUUGAUGGAAUCCUCUCGGAGGCUCUCGGAGAGCUACUCUUCUUGCAGUCCAUCAAAUUGUCGAACAACAAUCUCCGCGGGAGCAUCCCUAAGCAGCUUGGACACUUGAAGCACUUGCGAGAGUUGUAUCUGGAUCACAACCAACUCUCCGGCGAGAUCCCGAAGGAACUGGGUCUCAUGACGUCUUUAGAGGUUCUGGGGCUGUCCUCCAACCAGCUCGAGGGCGAGGUUCCGCCACAGUUAGGGUUGCUGACAAAGUUGCGUUGGUUGAGCAUCGCAGAGAACAAGCUGACGGGUUCAAUUCCCAAAGGGUUCGUCCGCUUGAAGAAGCUGGAGCGUCUCUCGCUAUCGAGGAAUCAACUUGAAGGAGCACUUCCUGCAGAGUUGAGCGAGCUGUCCAUGCUGGAGGCCAUCCAAUUGGAAGACAACAACUUUAGUGGUGAAAUCCCGCCAGAGUGGGGUCGCCUGGGACAGUUGGACCAGCUGGAGCUAGGGCGGAAUCAUCUCACUGGAGGCAUCCCCAAGGAGUUGGGGAAACUGCUGAAGAUACGCGUUCUCCGCUUGGAUCAAAACCAACUCACAGGUAGCAUCCCCAAGGAGCUGGGGGACAUGAAGUCCAUUAGAUUCUUGGCCCUGUAUCAAAAUUACCUGACUGGCGCAAUCCCUGUGGAGCUUUCAAAACUUCAGCACCUGGAACAUCUGCCCCUUUUCCACAACCGCUUGAGUGGCGAAAUCCCCCCUCAACUGGGGAAAUUGAAGGCCUUGCAAACCUUGGCCUUGUACAAAAACCGGCUCCACGGCCAUCUGCCUUUGGAGUUGGCUGAGCUGUCGCAGUUAAGAAACCUUUGGCUGGGGCAAAAUGCCUUGGAGGGAGGCAUUCCAGCAGAGUUGGGAAAGCUUCAGCAUUUGCAGAUGUUGGAGCUUGACCAGAACCAACUGACAGGGCAGAUCCCCAAGGAACUUGGUGAGUUAAACGCCCUGAUAUACCUUAAACUCAACGAGAACCGCUUGAGUGGCAGCAUUCCACCAGAAUUGGGGCAGUUGGUGAAGCUGCAGGUGAUCUGCUUGGAACAGAAUCAGUUGAGAGGCCAGAUUCCAACCAGCUUUGGGCGGCUGAUAGAUGUAACGAUACUACGGCUUGAAAACAACCAGCUCACUGGAGAGAUUGGGAGCAUUUGGCAACUGCAGAAGUUACAAGACCUCUACCUGGGGGGAAAUCGUUUGCGAGGAGAAGUACCGCGAGUUCUCCACAUGCAAAAAUUGACACAUUUAGAUUUGAGCCGCAAUCUCCUCAGUGGCGAGCUGCCACGCUUCGAUUCACCGGAAUUGGAGUUCCUGGACCUCAGCGACAAUCUCUUCGUUGGUCCGCUGGCUGAAUCUGUGGAGUCUCUGUGUCACAGUUGCAAGGGUUUUUCCCAACUUCGUCUCAGCCAAAACCACUUAACAGGUGCACUGCCGCCUUGUUUGUUUGAAAUGGAGCACUUGACACAUUUGGCGCUCAGCGACAAUCAUCUGACGGGGUCAAUCCCAAAGAUUUAUGCCAAAGAAUUGGUGGUGCUUGCGCUGCACGACAAUUUUCUGAGUGGUUCCAUCCCACACUCUUUGCAAUCCUUGCAACACCUGGCAGUGCUCACGUUGCACGAGAAUUCUUUGGAUGGACAGAUCUCAGAUUUUUAUUUGACCGGACCCUGCACGGACAGUCCCAGCUUCAGGGUUCGAGGCGCUUCCUGCUUUGACCUGGCCAUUUUCUUCCAUCGAGAACUGGACUCGGACCGAGACUGCGAAGCCGUGCUGUCGAGGGCUCGCUACUCAGGAGAGGAACUGGAGUCAAUUAUGAUGAACUGCCCACGGCUUUGCAAUCGAUGUGAAAGGAAUCGAACUGCCAGAGCCACCUUCCACCACAACCGUUUUUCCUGUGAAGUUCCUGCGCACAUCAGUAAGACCUCUGACAUCCAUGCGACAGUGGUCAUGGGUAACAUGGUCGGCCAUGGGCGUGAGUUGGACGUCUCAUGGAUUUCAGCAGAAGAGAACCAGGCCUUUCUGUACUAUUCGCCAAAGAUUUGGAGUGAUCAGAUGUUCGUGAUGUGUGCCCUUCUGGCCUUGGGCCUUUGUGCUUCUCUCUGUCGGAAGCAGCUUGGGAGCGGCCUGCAGCAUGCAACGCGCAGCUUAGCGACGGGCAGCACUUCGCGCGUGGCGGCGUCGAAUUUGGCGCUGCUGCGGGUGGCGGCCUGUACAACUCUUUUGUGCAGUCCUUUGCUGUUGAUUUUCCUGGCCGGUACCGGGUACUACAUGUGUGCUCCCCCACUCUCAGAAAUCACCAUUGCAAACCUGCGGGAAGAUCCAUGGGCAGAGUUUUUGGUGGUGGUUUUCUGGUGCUUGGCCAGCCUGCUGUCUCACACUGUCGUGGCCAGCAUGCCAGCCGUGGCGAGCGUUAAGAGCUUCCGGCAUGCGGCGCCAAGCCCCACUGCGCCGCAGAAUCGGCGGGGGACGAUUUUUAGUUUCAGUCGUGAGAGCUACAACAACACAUGGCAGCUGGAGCUGCAAAGAGCGACAGCAUGGCUCUUGUGGAUCGUCACCGUGUCACUGUUUUCCCUGCCAUCGAUCCUCUUCGCAGUGGCGCAGGCCUUACCGGCCCACAACACCUCGGGUCUGUCAGAGGAGGUGUUGGGCUACGUCCAUCCUGUCACACCCUUCUUGAUCGUGGCCAUUGACAUGUUCUUGGCCAGUCCCCUGUCAAAUAUCUAUUCUUCUUGGAGUGGCAUCAAAGCGGAUCGCCUGCUGAUGACUUUUCGCUUGUUUGCAGCUUGGCUCUUGUCAUUGCUGACGACAGUCUUCUUGCACGAGAACUGCUUUGGGGGCUGGAAGUGGUUCUGGAUUGUCUGCAAGGAAGACUCCCCAGAGCAUCAUGCUUUCAACUGGCGUAUCUGGAAUGAAACAAUAUUGGACGCCAGCAAAGACAUGUGCCAGCUUCGAGAGAGGUGGUGGGCUGGGGGCCGUUGCAGCCGAUCCAUCGUCGAGGGCCUCAACACGCUCAUGUUGAAGAAACUGCUGAUCCGCUGCACUGUGCAGCCGAUAGUUUUGCUGCUUCUUUGGAACUUCUCUCGCCUAGAACCAGCGGGAAAGGAUGCGUAUCUGUCAGGGCGGCACUUGCGACUGUUCUGGGGCAAAGGCCCCAAGAUGACGGGGAGCUUGGUGCCAGUGCAGCAGAUGGCAUUGGUGACCACCUUUCUGGAGAUCUUAUUCUUCUGGAGUCCACUGAUCCCUUUGCUGAGUGUUGGUGUCCUUUGCGUGGCAACUGCAAAUCUCUUCCUCUUCGAUGUCGGCAUUUGGAGCUUCAAAGUGCAAAUGCCCACGGAUGUGGUCAACCAGCAGGCUGCUCUCUCCAGGUCCUAUUUGACUCUGACUCUGGCUGCCACUUGCGGAUUUCAACUGUGGCAUGCCUAUGGAACCCAGAUGUUUGGACGGCAUCUCCUACUUUUGAAUCUGGCAAUCCUGCUGCCCGUGAAACGUUGGAUGUUGCCUCUGGAACGGGCCAGAAGUUUCUUUUGGGCCGAGAUGGAACGAGCCACUGAAGCCGAAGUGAUUGAAAUGGCCAUCCAGAUGGACCUUAGCUGACGGGAAAAAA